CGUUGCUGCUCUGUUCUUCCACAUCCUUGGAUUCACUUUGGAGGGAAUGGAGCUUCGAACUGGCCGUAAUUCGGCUGCCAAAGCACUAUGGAGCCAGCUACGUGUCGCCCUCUUUGUGAUGAGGAAAAGCUUAGCUUGGAAGCAGCAGCAGCUGCUUCUGGAGAUCAAGCUGCUCGGUGAAUCCCUCGGUGACUUCUUGUACCGCCGGCGGCCGGAGAGGCCUCUUUAUGGGCUGCGUGAGCACGAGUUCUCCUGCAGCAACACCCCCAAUCACCCCCUCUCUUACGGCCGCCGCUACAAGGCCGGCAAGCGCCGCCACGGCUACUUGCUCCCGUGCUUGCAUGGAGCCGUGGCGGUGGCGGAGCCGGAGGCUUACUGCAGGCACGCCUCGCCUCGGCGUGCCGCCGUGAAAUCGGUCCUCUUCUCCCCGACGGCCUUCGCGGUUCGCAUCUCUAACUACUCGUCGGACGACGAGUACCUGGGGCAGAGCGCCGCCAAGGUGGACGACGAGGCAGAGGAGUUCAUUAGGAAAUUCUACGAGCAAUUGCGCCAGCAGAGUCGUAUGCCGCUGCUUCACUGCCAAGAAAAGGAGCUUGCAAGAGGACUAUGAAAUUAGUUAACACUGAUGAAGCUGUUCGUAUACAUCAUGCACAGAAAUAAGGCUGCUUAGUUAAUUUGGAGUGCCUGCAACAAUGUAUUUCUAGCUUUCAUCCCCCUUUUUUUUCUUCUUCACACAUUGAAGUUUCGUUCUUUUUAGUUGGGGAGGUGGUGCAUGAUUUGCUGUAACUACAAUGUCGAAAUAAAUAUAAUGUAUUGAAGGGUC
Molecule: messenger RNA, 823 nt
Organism: Zingiber officinale
Lineage: Eukaryota; Viridiplantae; Streptophyta; Magnoliopsida; Zingiberales; Zingiberaceae
Exons: 1
Coding region: 47-610 (187 amino acids)
Source: RefSeq, a predicted model, not a curated record